Messenger RNA from Hyla sarda, 2530 nucleotides. Its product is annotated as E3 ubiquitin/ISG15 ligase TRIM25-like. The record is from RefSeq and is a predicted model, not a curated record. The transcript has a single exon. Gene Ontology annotation, molecular function: zinc ion binding; protein binding. The coding region runs from base 7 to 1590 and encodes 527 amino acids. NCBI's taxonomy places the organism in Eukaryota, Metazoa, Chordata, Amphibia, Anura, Hylidae.
UCAGCAAUGGCGUCUGCCGGUCUCGGAGAGGAGCUUAAAUGUUCUGUCUGUGUCAGUCUUUAUACAGAUCCUGUAACCCUAAAAUGUGGACACAACUUCUGCCGGGUCUGUAUUGAUCACAUCCUGGAUAUUCAGGAUCAGGAGUCUAGAGUUUAUUCCUGUCCUGAAUGUACAACAAAGUUUCAGGAGCGGCCGGCACUGCAGAAGAAUAUCACUCUGUUUAAUGUGGUGGAGAAUUUCCUGUCUACUCAUCAGGACGAGGCCGUAAUCUUCUGCACUUACUGUGUGGACUCUCCUGUACCUGCUGUGAGGUCCUGUCUGAUGUGUGAGGCUUCUCUGUGUGAUAAACACCUGAAAGUUCACAGCAAGGGACCAGAUCACGUCCUGACCGAUCCCAGCACUUCCCUGGAGAACAGGAAAUGUCCCAUCCAUAAGGAAGUUUUGAAGUAUUACUGUACUAAGGAUGCUAUCUGUAUUUGUGUGUCUUGCCUUAAGGAUGAAGAACAUCGUAGACAUCGGGUGGAGACACUGAUUAAGGCCUCUGAGAAGAAGAAGAAAAAAAUGGGAGAUUUUCUACAAAAACUGACCACAAAGAGAGAGAAGACUGAGGAAAGAGUCCAGAGUCUUGAGGAACACAGGAAGAAAGCUCAAGAAAAUGCAGUGGGAGAAGCCAAGAGAGUCACUGCCCUGUUCACAGACAUUAGGAGACGGGUGGACGACCUGGAGAAGAGGAUCCUGAGUGAGAUCUCCAGGCAGGAGGAGAAGAUGUCACUUUCACUGUCUGAUGUCAUCCAGAAUCUGGAGAUAAAGAAGAACGAGCUGUCCAGGAAGAUGAGGGACAUUGAGGAGCUGUGUAACAUGACGGAUCCACUGACUGUCUUACUGGAUCCAGACACAUGUGACUUGUGUGAUCCUGAGGAGGAGGGAGGUGAUGAGGACACAGGAGGACAUGAUGGAGGUGAUCGGGGUCUUGAGCUGAUCUCACACAUAUUAUCUGAUAUAUUUAGAGGUUUAAAUGCAACCUUCUAUGGGCAGGAUCCUGCAGACAUAUUACUGGAUAUAAACACGGCUGGUAAUAAUCUCCUUAUAUCAGACGACCUGAAAACGGCAACCUGGACAGAAGGAAACCAGAAUAAUCGAGAAACGGCAAAGAGAUUCCAGAAUUAUCAUCAGGCGAUGAGCUGCAGAGGAUUCUCCUCAGGACGACAUUACUGGGAUGUGGAGAUGAGUAGAACAGGGGUGUGCAGGGUGGGGAUGUGUUAUCCCAGUAUAGACAGGGGUGGAGAUCAGUCAGUUAUAGGAGAUAAUAACAAGUCCUGGGGUUUAUAUGGAGGGCAGGGGAGUAAUAAUCAGUGUUCAGUAAAACAUAACAGGAAAGAGACCCAGUUACCUCACCAGAUCUUCAGUGAUAGAUUCAGGAUCUGUCUGGAUUAUGAGGCCGGGCGGCUGUCCUUUUAUGAGCUGUGUGACCCCAUCAGACACUUACACACCUUCACCACCACCUUCACUGAGCCCCUUCAUGCAGCAUUAUGGGUAUGUGGUAGUUCUAUAAAGAUUUUAGGGGGGAAGGAGCAGCUGUGGGGAACCUGAGGAACCAUCAUCAUAGAAAACUUCUGCCCAGAUACUGGCAACAUCCCAGACAGCCAAUAGGAUGCAGCAGUGGGUGGGUCUAUAGCUGAGCUCCUCCUUUUUGGCUUCUGGCAUUUUGUCUAUAUACUAUACAGCAAUGGUUUUCAGUCCUCAGUCUGCACCAACAGUCCAGGAUUUGAAUUUUUCCAUGUUCUAUUCUAAUGGAGUAACUAAAAAAUCCCGGAAUGUUGGUGGCCUUGAGGACUGGCUUGGGGACACCUGCUAUAUAGUGUAAACCUCCUUGUCCUAAUGAUCGCUACCUUAUCUCCCACAUGGGCUACACGGUUUACCACUAUAGAUGAAAAAAAGUAUAUAAAAUGUAUUUUAAAGUGUAAUAUAAGAGUUUUACUGUGUAUAAACUUGGCCCUCAGGUGCAUUCAGAUGUUCAGGUUUUGUGAUGCCGUUGAUAAAGCUAAAGCCGGGUGUGGAGAAAAAGUAUAAGGCUGAGUUCACACAGUGCAUUGUUGUGUUUUUAAAAUGCUUUUUUGGGGGGUUGGUUGAACAACACAAAAAAAGUGUCAAAAAUUCAUCAAAAACGCACAGUGGGAACAAAAACUUGAAGAAACUAAUUCUAAUAAUCCACACUGGGUUUUAUCUUCAAAACAAGAAUGUGUAAGAGCACUCCCAUAAUGCACUGCUGUUAUUGGUUAUACAAAGACCUAUAUUAACCUCUUAAUGACCAAAUACAGCAUUUUAACCCUCUGCAUGCCUCAUGCAGAGAGGCAACUGACAGGUGCUGAACUUGUCAGUGGUCUGAUCGGCCCUCCCCCAACACAAUCGUGAGGUGCUGAUAGGUUACCAUGGCAGCCGUUGGUCUUCCUACCAUAAUUAGAUUUUCUUGUACAGUCUGUCUCAGGCAUAAAGUUUAAAAAAAAAAUAAUAAUAAUUUGUAAAAAAUAUA